GGCGAACCUCAGAGUCGAUCGAACGCGCAAGUACGACGCGGACAAAACGGUACCGCGGUAACUCUGUCUUUGUCUCGCGUUUCAUCUCACCUGGCACAAUGAAAGUGCGCAACGUAGAGUGAGUGGGGGAGACAUGGCGUUCUCGUGAAACAGGAGAGGAAGAGAAAGAAAGAGAGAGAAAGACACCAAGCAGCGAGCAGCAAAGGUGGGAGAGAAAUCGCCCGUCUUGCGAGCUGUCAUGGCUGAAUCAUUGUGAGGACACUCGUAGGAAAACCGAUAACAAAUGACGCUGUGUCUGACUCAUUAGGCGGCGAGUGUCGCGAUAUCCGUCUCUCACGAUAAGGUUGCUAGGCUCCGGGAUUCUUGGCUGGGUUCAGUCGCGAUCUGGGGAUUACGAGGAAAAGAAAGAGAUAAGGCGAACAAGAGCGAUCACUGACAACACAGUUCGAUGCCGAGGCCCCACGAGGUAGAGAAGACGGUGAUACAGACGGUGUUUAGUGCGUGCGCGGCUGUGUGAAGUCGUCGUACGUACGUCUCCGACCGUGCCGCACGAUGAACGGGUUAAGUCUGAGUGAACUGUGUUGCUUGUUCUGCUGUCCGCCCUGCCCGUCCAGGAUCGCUGAUAAGCUGGCUUUCCUGCCGCCUGAACCUACGUACACGUUCGUCGAAGAUGAAGGAUCCAAGUUCACUAUCUCGCUGUCGGAGCGCGCCGAGUGGCAAUAUACCGAGCGCGAGAAGGAAUCGGUGGAGGGCUUCUACGCGAGGACUUCGCGCGGCAAUCGUAUAGCAUGCCUGUUUGUACGCUGCUCGGCGACCGCGCGCUUUACCAUUCUUUUCUCCCACGGCAACGCCGUCGACCUCGGCCAGAUGUCGAGUUUCUACCUCGGGCUAGGCUCGCGCAUCAACUGUAACAUAUUCAGCUACGACUACUCCGGUUAUGGUGUGUCGGGUGGCAAGCCGUCCGAGAAAAACCUGUACGCGGACAUCGACGCCGCGUGGCAUGCACUACGUACGCGCUACGGCAUCAGCCCGGAGAACAUAAUACUGUACGGUCAGAGCAUCGGCACCGUGCCCACGGUCGAUCUCGCCGCGCGUUACGAGGUCGGCGCGGUCGUGCUACACUCGCCUCUCAUGUCCGGUAUGCGGGUUGCCUUCCCGAAGACCAAGAGGACGUGGUUCUUCGAUGCCUUUACCAGCAUAGAUAAAGUACCGAAGGUAACAUCUCCUGUACUGGUAAUUCACGGCACUGAAGACGAAGUAAUAAAUUUCAGCCAUGGUUUGGCAAUUUACGAGAGAUGUCCACGAGCAGUAGAACCACUGUGGGUCGAGGGUGCUGGCCAUAAUGAUGUAGAGUUGUACAAUCAAUACCUCGAGCGACUGAAGCAAUUUGUAAGCGUGGAAUUGAUAAACUGACGGCGACUCAGCCUCUCCCAGAGCCAGGGGGGGCAAGGAGGGGGCCACAUGCAUGCGAGCAGCCAGGGACGUACCGUUUCCAACAAUUCUAAUACCAUCAGCUCCAUUUCGACUAGCUCU
Molecule: messenger RNA, 1533 nt
Organism: Odontomachus brunneus
Lineage: Eukaryota; Metazoa; Arthropoda; Insecta; Hymenoptera; Formicidae
Product: alpha/beta hydrolase domain-containing protein 17B
Exons: 3
Coding region: 553-1413 (286 amino acids)
Biological process (GO): protein depalmitoylation
Cellular component (GO): endosome membrane; plasma membrane
Molecular function (GO): palmitoyl-(protein) hydrolase activity
Source: RefSeq, a predicted model, not a curated record